This is a messenger RNA of Manihot esculenta (cassava), 3333 nucleotides long. RefSeq lists its product as uncharacterized. The transcript has 9 exons. The coding region runs from base 178 to 3171 and encodes 997 amino acids. The record is from RefSeq and is a predicted model, not a curated record. Gene Ontology annotation, cellular component: nuclear pore. Lineage: Eukaryota; Viridiplantae; Streptophyta; Magnoliopsida; Malpighiales; Euphorbiaceae.
CAGUCUCAGGCCUCUACGUAUUCUCUGAAACACAAUGCACAAGAAACACAAAGACAUCAUUUUUAUCAUUAUUCUUAGCUUUAGCUUCUCAUUAAUCUCUUCUCUUCUAGAUUCCUUCCUGCAACCAACUGUCUUUCUUCAGACCCACCAGAGAGCAAAACUAGGAUUUCUUAUAAAAUGGUUCUAGGUCUAAAAUCAAAGAACCGAAAAGGGACUUUAGUACAGGUUGAUUACCUCAUUCAUAUUCAAGGAAUCAAGCCUUGGCCCCCAUCUCAGUCUCUGAAAUCUGCAGAAUCUGUAUUGCUUCAAUGGGAGAAUGGUAACCAGAAUUCUGGAUCUUUCACUUCCAAUGUUGGUGAUGGGAAAAUUGAAUUUAAUGAAAAUUUCAGGCUUCCAGUUAUGUUAUACAGGGAAACAACCAGAAAUGGCACUUCUUGUGACAGUUUAUUAAAGAAACACUUGGAGUUAAGCUUGUAUGAACUUCGGAAAGAUGGGGCAAUGAAAGGUAAACUCUUGGGAUCAGCUGUUAUAAACCUCGCAGAUUAUGGAAAUAUCAAAGAUUCCAUAACCAUAAGCUCUCAGAUCAAAUUCAAGAAGAGUUCUAAGAGUACAGUGCAGCCUGUUCUUUAUGGUAGUAUCCAACCAGUUGAUAGAUAUAACUCCAGCUUGUCUAAAGAAGUAACACCGGACAAGGAUGUAAGUGAAGGGAAUGAUAAGGAAAAUGAGAUAGCCUCAUUCACUGAUGAUGAUAUUGAUGAUAAUGUUUCCUCACAUUCAUCAAGGGCUGUUUCAUCUUUUGCUUUUGAAUCUAGUAAAUGUUCACCAGCUCAGGAAGAAAAGAAUAUACCAGGAUCAGUAAACAAGGAUACAAGGAGGGCCAAUGUGGAGCCUACUCUGUCCUUAGGUGUGAGACCUUCAAACCCAGAGGUGAAUUCUAUGGCUGAAGCUUUCAAAUAUCUAAAUGGAGCUUCCUCCACUCCAUCAUCAUCAAGCUUAUCAUCUAAGUUGCAGAAUCAUGAAAAUGAUAUUGGGGCCAAAGUUGUGUUGACCCAUAAUUGUACUCAGCUGGAUAAGAACUCAAACCAUGUAGGCCUUCAUGUGUAUCAAACCAAUCAAGAGGCUGACAGAAAAGGUUGUAAUGAUGAUAAGUGUGGACUAGAAAUGGCUAAAACUAGCAUUGUACAUGUUGGUCUUGUGGAAGAUAAACCGAAAAAGGAGCAGGAAGAUAAUGGACAGAAUGAGGGGUUGAAGAACCAUGCAUUAGAGGUGGAACAAUUUGUUGGAAUGCUACCUCAAGAAGCUAUGAAAAAGCAAGCUAAUUUAAGGAGUAACACCCUUGCAUCCAGUGGGAGGUCAAAUGGAGUGCAGGGCAAUACACGCGGGGAUAAAUUAAAGCAUUUGAAGUCUGUUCAGCUACAGUUUAAUGCAGCUGAAAAUGAUGAAUGCUUCAACAAGAUCCAGUUCAGGAAGAAGGCAGAGAAAAUCGUUCAUGAAAAUUUUCAAAAAGGUGGUUUAAAUUCCAUACCAAGUGAAAAAAAGAAGAAGGAAAUUGAUGUUGCUGGAGAACCCAAAGUUGAUGCAAGUUUUGCACCGAGUGAUAGAGAACAAAGAGAAAGCAGCUUUUCUGGAUUUAAAGUUGAAUUGGAGUCUGAAGUCGAAAUCCUCAAGGAAGAGCUGAUGGAGGCUGCUGUUCUUGAGCAUGGGAUUUACUCAGUUGUUGCUGAACAUGGGAGUUCCACAAACAAAGUUCAUGCUCCAGCAAGGCACCUUUCCAGGUUCUAUCUUCAUGCUUGGAAGGCAAGUUCACGGGCUAAGAGGGCAAGUGCUGCUAGAGCUAUCAUCUCAGGAUUGGUUUUGACUUCUAAAGCAUGUGGAAGUGAUGUUCCUAGGUUAACUUUUUGGCUGUCAAAUUCAAUUGUGCUGAGAGCAAUUGUAAGUCAGGUUGUUGAGAAAUUAGAGAUUGCAGCAGCACCUUCCAUCAAUACAAACGGAAGUCAAAAGCGCAGGCAGGAGGCCUCACCUUUGAAAGAUGAGGAAACUGAUAAAUCAAAAAGUUCUGAUGAGUGGGAGAAACAUCAAACAUUUGUAGUAGCACUGGAAAGAGUUGAAGCUUGGAUCUUCUCACGAAUUGUUGAGUCAGUUUGGUGGCAGACUCUGACUCCUCAUAUGCAGCCCUCAGCCAUGAAGGGCUUAAAUUCAAAGAAGACGCAUGCUCAGAGGUCCGGAUUGGGGGACAAAGAACAUGAGAAUUUUGCUAUUGAUCUAUGGAAGAAAGCCUUUCAGGAUGCAUUUGAAAGGCUGUGUCCUAUUCGAGCUGGGGGCCAUGAAUGUGGUUGCUUGCCUGUGCUGGCUAGACUGAUAAUGGAGCAGCUCGUGCGUAGAUUAGAUGUGGGCAUGUUCAAUGCCAUUCUUCGUGAAUCAGCAGAUGAGAUGCCAACAGAUCCUAUUUCUGACCCCAUAAGUGAUCCAAUGGUCCUCCCAAUACCAGCUGGAAAAUCAACCUUUGGGGCUGGCGCACAAUUGAAAAAUGCUGUAGGAAACUGGUCUAGAUGGCUCACAGAUUUAUUUGGAAUUGAUGAUAAUGACUCUCUGGAAGAUUUGAAUAAACAUGAUAGCAACAAGAUAGAAUGUGAUACUUCAUUGAAGGCUUUCCACCUCCUUAAUACGUUGAGUGACCUCAUGAUGCUUCCAUUUGAAAUGCUUGCAGAUAGAUCAGCAAGAAAAGAGGUAUGUCCUAUAUUUGGCACACGGAUCAUCAAAAGGGUUCUUAACAAUUUUGUCCCAGAUGAAUUCAACCCAGAUCCUAUCCCAGAGGCAGUUUUCAAGUCCCUGGAUUCUGAGGAACUUACUGAAGAUGGGGAGGAGUCUAUCACAAUCUUUCCAUGCAUGGCCGCUCCCGCCAGUUAUUCACCACCUCCAGCAGCUUCACUAACAAAGAUUAUAGGGGAAGUGAAAAAACAAACAAUGCAAAGGACUGGAUCAGCAGUGCUUAAAAAAUCUUACACUAGUGAUGAUGAACUUGAUGAGUUUGAUUCACCUUUAAAUUCCAUUAUCAUUGACAAUUCCAGGAUCUGUGCUCCAACAGCAUCAAAUUGGAUGCCAAAAAGUAAUGGAGGCAGGAAAGUUGUUAGAUAUCAACUCCUUAGACAAUUAUGGAACGAUGGUGAAUAGCUCUGUUCAUUUCCUGCCUCAGUCUCAUCCUCCUUUCUUGUCCCUGUUCUUGCUUCCCAUAUAAUAUGUACAUAUAGAAACAUAUAAUUUUUGCAGGCUGGUGUUAAUGUUUUGAGCUGUAAAUAUUUGAUUUUAUAAGUUUUGAAACUGGGCGUACUAUCC